Molecule: messenger RNA, 966 nt
Organism: Erinaceus europaeus (western European hedgehog)
Lineage: Eukaryota; Metazoa; Chordata; Mammalia; Eulipotyphla; Erinaceidae
Product: olfactory receptor 10AG1-like
Exons: 2
Coding region: 46-966 (306 amino acids)
Biological process (GO): G protein-coupled receptor signaling pathway
Cellular component (GO): membrane
Molecular function (GO): olfactory receptor activity; G protein-coupled receptor activity
Source: RefSeq, a predicted model, not a curated record
AAUGUUUCUAGACAAAAAGUCCAACUUAAGAAAAACAAUGCUUCCAUGGUGAUGCAGUUUGUCCUUCUGGGAUUUUCAGACCUUCCAAACCUCCAGGGGUUACUGUUUGGUUUGUUCUUCAUCAUUUACAUGAUUAUCUUAAUUGGAAAUACCUUUAUUGUCAUAAUAACUAGGCUUGACCCUGGACUACAGAAACCCAUGUAUUUCUUCCUGGCAAACUUUUCCUCACUGGAAAUCUGUUUCAUAUCUGUCACGAUCCCUAGGAUACUGGCAAACCUUUGGACUCAGGAGAGAAGCAUUUCUAUGCUGGAGUGUGCCACUCAAGUGUGCUUCCUACAUAUGCUUGGAACUUCUGAGUGCUUCUUCCUGGCUGUGAUGGCCUACGACCGCUAUGUGGCCAUCUGUAACCCCCUGCACUAUCCUCACGUCAUGAACCACACGACGUGUAUCCAAUUGGCUGUUGGUGCCUGGGUCAUUGGGAUUCCAGUCCAGAUAGGACAAAUAUGCCAAGUGUUCUCCCUCCCUUUCUGUGCUUCUAAGCAAAUCAACCACUUUUUCUGUGACAUCCCCCCACUGUUUAAGUUGGCCUGUGGGGACACAUCUGUUAAUGAGCUCUGUGUCUUUGUAGUUGCUAUUUUGUUUGUCAUGAUCCCUUUUCUGUGGAUACUUGGUUCUUAUAACAAAAUCAUUGCUACCAUCUUAAAGUUACCCUCAGCCAUGGGUCGGUCCAAAGCCUUCUCCACCUGUUCUUGUCAUCUUAUAGUUGUGAUUUUGUUUUUUGGAUCUGUUACUAUCACUUAUUUAAGGCCUAAAUCAAAUAAUUCUGGAGGAAUUGACAAAAUGCUUUCUCUCCUAUACACUGUCGUGACUCCAAUGCUUAACCCUAUGAUAUACAGUCUUAGAAACAAGGAUGUGAUUGCAGCUCUGAAAAGAUUAUUACUAAAUAGAUCAGCUUCAGGAUCUUAA